UGUCUUCGGCACUUGACGUAUCGCACUCGAUGAGCGCAUAUGCAACGUUUCAUUCAUUCGCAGGGGUCCGAGCGGAGACGAGAUAUGCGAAGCGCCUGCCGCAGAGAAGCGGCUCACUCCGCGAUCACCAUCAAGAAGGAUCCCAUCAAGAAGGAAGCGUUGUUGAACGAGUCAGGGAGCUGCGGAAGAUCUCCCGUCGUCGAUUUCUUCGUUUCCGCUUGGGAGCGACAGCCGAAAAUGGACUAUGAUAUAAACAUCAUAAAGGAAGGCUACUCUUUGCUGAGCAAGGACGGUCGUACCAUGGUAGCGAACGGGACAUCCACCCUUGUACGUGGACCUGGCUUCAACAUCAUUGUCGAUACACUGUCUGCUUGGGACAGGGACUUCCUUGUGGACAGUCUCGCAAAGCUUGGGGUCUCCUGCGACGAAAUCAACUAUGUGGUGUGCACACACGGCCAUUCGGACCACAUUGGAAACCUGAACCUGUUUCAGAGGGCCACCCACAUCAUUGGCACCACAGUGUCCAGUGGUGAUGUGUACCAGCUGUGCACAUUUGAAAACGAUGAGCCUUAUAGGAUUGCGACUGACGUCCAAAUCAUUCCCACACCAGGCCACACACUGACUGAUGUCAGUGUCGUCGUCAAAACGGCAAAGCUGGGCACGGUGGCCAUAACAGGAGACCUGUUUGAGAAGGAGGAGGACAUUGACAACCCCAAGCUGUGGAAGGAGGUGGGAGGCAGUGAGGACCCACAGAAGCAGUGCAACAGUCGCCAGAUGAUCCUAGACGUAGCGGAUUACAUUAUCCCCGGACACGGUCCCAUGUUCAAGGUCACCGAAGAGAUGCGUGAAAAGCACGCAAGCCUCUUGGAGAGUCAUGGAUACGAGGACAGCAAUUGACGCUGUACUCCGUGUAGGAUGUUGUGUCCUUAGCCCAAUAUUCAACCUUAGUUCGUUAUCAUAAUUGACACCGUCUGUGAUGAUGAAUGUGAAGUGGCAGUCAUUGACUUGGGAAGUGUAAGCUUACAUGCCCGCCUUUGCAGAGAGCAAUUUUUAUGUGCGGGCUGACUGCGGAACAUACUUUUAUAGCAGUAUUAUUAGAAUAGUUUUGCAACGAGGUGUGACAGUUUUUUAUACGCGAUUAUAAUAGAUGCUAUAAUGAUUAGAUUGAAAAAGCUGCAGGGGAUGCUAAUGGCCCUUGCUAAUAAUAAAAAAAAAGUUAUCUUAUUGGGAUGCUGAUUUUUAAAAGGCUUUCUUAAAAUGUAAGACAGGUCCCUGAAGCAACGAGUAGCCUGCCAUUGACUUGCCCACUUGCAUAUCGUCCAACUCUAGGCUGCAGGUGUGUGUUGAAUUUCUAUAGUGAUGUAGCCGAGUAUGGUGUACCUCAUUUUUCAAACAUUUUAACGUUUGCAUGUAACAAGGAAUCUUCAUGCACUGUGAUUGUGUGUCUUUUACAUAGCAGUGCUCAGUUGUUCAGAUUCUGUUCUCGUAAUUGCUGUUUUAAGUUCAUUUUUGCAAGGAGUACCCAAGAAUGACUGGAACGUUCUUUACAGACAGUAAUGCUCUGUAGCACCUAAAAGCUUACAGCAUCAUUUGUAUGUAGCUUUAAGACAUUCUGCAUCAAUCUGGCAAGGGUUGUAGCUCAGUAUAAAGUUUUUUUCAUUUCUCUGCCAAAUGUGAAUGUAAUCUCAGAAAAUUUUUUCGCCUGCUGCACUCUGAAUUCUUCCUUGUAUGUGAAAGACAAACUUUGAAAACAUCUGAAACAAACAUCUGAAAACGAGCAAUAGUACAGUGUGAAUUGGUUGGCUUUUUAUUUAUGUAAUUAAAAGAAAAGCUUUUAUUAAUAAAAAACAAAAUUUGGUAUGUUCCUGAGACUUUGUCUGCUCAUAUGAAUCCAGUAAUAGAAGAUAGAGAAAAUGUAGGAGUCUUGAAAACACAAUUUCGUGUGUCCUCUCUGCUCAUUAUUAUUGCGCCUUUUAACAUGUGCAAGACACUUUAAGGAAUGCAAUGAACAGUGCAAAUUAUAGCUAGGGUCCAUUGACUGAUGUAGGAGACUUUCGCUGGCAAUACUUGCUGUUGCAGUUGAGAAACUUCACUGUGCACCUAGAUGAGUGAAAAACAUUGUAGGUAUCUAUCUGGGUGUCCCUUUGGCCUUCAAUGCUUUUGAAUUUGAAAUCGAUGUGAACGUUAAGUGCACUUGUAUGUCCACAGUUUUUUGUGAGCAGGAGUAAAUGCCAGCAUAGUGAACUUUGGGACCCUGCAAGUUUCACUUGGUGCUGUUGAAUAAUGUGCUGUAUGUUUAUUGAGGAGGUGUCUCCAACUAUUACUGUUAUUUUUUGUUUGUUUUGUAGAGGUCGGUUGAUAACAGUUUAUGUUUGUAGCAAGCAAAUUGUACAUUUGAGUGUGCAAAUAUUAUCUCGAACAUUUGCCUAAUGUUAUCUUGUAUACACGUGAAUCUGGAUAUAUCGGAACGCGAAAGGAUUGUGCAAUAUUAUAGACAAUCUGAAACUCGCAAGGUUCCUAUAUUAAGGUUAUCUAGAAACUCUACAAGUCUUGGACAGUGUCUCGAGAUUGUGAAAAGUGGGAAUUUACUGAUGUUUCUCCAAGGCUGUGUUGAAAGUGUAAAAGUUUAUUUCUUGCCUGAGGGCUCACGUCGACCUGAAGGUGAUUCCCUUGUUUAGCUAGCAUUCAUUGUAAUCUCGUUUCAGAUCUCAUAACUUCGUGUCUCUUUCUCAUUGUGUUUAUUGUUUGUUUAAAUAGCUUUCUUUUAUUUUUUAUUAACACAUGUUUUAAAAAUGGAGUCAGUGGAGCUUUGUAAAGUGCAUUGAGGUUCAUUUUUGCAUAUUAAAAACUUGGUCUCAUCUGAACAAAGAGUGCAUAGUUUGUAGUUUGUGUUUCUCAUUUCUGUUUAUUUCAUUUCCUCUACCAUUAUUAUAGUUUUUCUUUUGUCGUUUGUGUGUAAGAACUCACAGCAUUCGUAAUGUGCUCUAGCCUUGCUGCACUGUGGGUACAUAAUGCCUCAAACCUACUUUCGUAGUUUUUCACUAAUGAUCAUUUGCACAAAUCCACCAGGAGUUCUCAUUUGCUGUGGUGGUCUAUUUUCGUUGCUUUGUAGCACUCUUGCGCAAUAGCUCGGACCUACAGACGCCUCUGUUUCAUCUUGGUUGACGUGUGUCAUUCUAAUGGCAAGCACAUUGCCAGCCUAAUUCAAGUGCACUACCAUAAAGGAGCAGUAGCCUUGAACUCUCAUUUAAUAGUGACCACUUCAAUUAGCAUUAAAAAGACUUCUAUGUAUUCUAAAGAUAAACACUUAAAGGGACCGACAACCAAUUUUUAUGGUGCCUAUUUAGUGCAAUGGAAAGCUUACUGGUGAGAGUGUCUAAUCACGGAAUGGUAACGUGCAAAACGAUGUGAAACAUUUGUAAUCCGAAUUUUUCUGUCUGUGGCAAAUAUGAAGUCAUAUACACAAGUGACAACACAUGCUCCAAACUGUGAGUGUGAGAGGAGUUUGCGUUCGAGCGCGGCAGUUUACUGUGCAUGCAUGCCCUCGACAUGGUGCACUGGCUACCGCGAAGACAGCGCCGCUUCUCACCGUGCAACUCCUUUUACCUCAUAAGCAGCAUAAAAUAGAGCGGGGAUAGAUAAUAAUAUACAUACUCUAAUCUUCAGCACUAAUUAUGGCGCGCAUGACAGCAACAGACUACGUGACUACGCAUAGCAAGGUGAUCGACUCCAUAAUUCAGCUUCAAGGCUCUUCCGCUAGGCUACGCGACAUAACGGUUGUUCGUUACUAUUAAACACGAUUUAAAAAUAUGAAUCUUACUCGCAACGCGAAAAUGGUGCUGGAAUCUGUCACUAUAUUUCAGGCUGUUUUCAUUUCUACCAGGAUCUAAUCGCAUGUUCUGGCCAGUUGUCAGUCCCUUUAAGAAGUGAGUUUGAGAGAUUGUGAAAAUUUUUACUACCGCUAUAUCUUUGAUAAACUUACUAUGUGAGUUUGAUGACUAGGAAAUGCAAACAACAAAGCUUCAUUUUUAAAAAAUUUUCCACUGGCAACUUCAGUACGGCAUCAUGCAUUUCAAGGUAUUUCUUGCAUAUUUUGACUGUUGUGGCUCAGUGAAGCUGUUGGAACUUGCUAGGUGCAGCCUUUGGCUCCUAUAAAAUACAAUAUAAUCCACUUUUAUGGGGAAUAAGAUUAACUAGGCCUCAGCUGAUACUGCCAUAAUCCGUGAUUUAUGUGAGCUGGUGCAGAAGCCAAAUGACAAGUGUUGCCACCGAUCUUUCACUUUUACACCUUUCCUGGUUUACCAAGACUCUUCUAACUAUAAGGAUGACUUUUUUUGUAUACUAUAGAUACCCAGCUGACUAACAUAGGUCGGAUGUAGUUGAGACUAUUUUUCUCAUCAACAUCCUUUCAACUGAUUUAUAUUUACUGAGGGAUGAGGCUUUCUCCCAAAGUCUACCUAUUUCAUUUUUCCGAGCCAUACAAACCCAACUCAUUUACCACAACUUUUCGUCUAAUCCUCUGUUUCUGCUGACUGUACUUUCCUGUAAUGAUACCGAUACUGUUUUCGGUGUACCAGGAGCUAUAUAAUGUAAAUUGUACUUGACCUGCCCAACUUCUCUUUCUGAUCUCAGAUAGAAUAUAAUCUAAUUUGCUUUGUAACUUAUACUCAUCGCUAGCUCUUAGUGCUGUGCUGAUCAUAUAGCUUUUGUCGUUCAUCGCUCAUUGUGCAGUUCUGAGCUCCCCUUUUAUGUGUUAAGAUCCCACACUAUACUCUCUCCAAUCAGGAAGGCCUGUGUAGCAGAAUAGGUGACUGUCACUGUUGCGUACACCUUGCCAUUACUUCUAACAUCAAUAUGACCAACAACGUAUCGGGCAAAGCCUGAAAAUUUUUUGUUCUUGGGCGAGUUGUGGCGUUUCGUAGGGUUUUUGCACGAAAUGUCGCCAAGUUCAUUCUCUAACGGCUUUGUUUAAAUCCAAAGAUCUUUGGCUUUCUGUAGCAGGUCUGAUUGAAGUAGUCAUGCUUUGCAUUAUGUUGAGUGGAGGUCAAAGAGGUCAAAGAUCAAUGGACUGGGGGCCAAAGCCUGGAAAGGGAUCAAAAACUUUGUUCUGGCCUAUCCUGAACAAAGGCUAAGAAGCAUCUGCACUCAGAGCCUCAAUGACCACAUGCGCAUCACCUAUCACUAUUAUGAAAUACUAGGAAGCUUUCUUGUCAUUUCACUGCUGAUCAUUGUUGACUCCUCUCCCUUCUAGCCACCAUUGUAAUCAUAUGUAGUCGCGAGUUUUUCUGCCAGAGUCCCUAUUCCCUUCUUGGUGGGAGGGUGUCUGUUACAGUUCAGUGGGCCUUUGUAGUUUGGUUUUUCAUUCAAAGUAUAGCCUUACUGACCCUCCAUAGUUACUUUACAGUAUUUAACACAGCAAAUUUAUAUGCAAGCGAGUCGGUGAGCAAGAGUGUGGCUUGACACUUUCUAAAGCUCAUUUAUGUGGAUUUUAAGGGCUAAUUGCAUUUAGUAGUCAGCCAAAUGUUACGGCAUUGGUGUUUGCGUCAUAGGUACAGCAAAAUGAAUUGAGCCAGAAAGGUGAAGACAGAACAAAAUGUUUGCAGACUUCGUGAGCAGUGCAGUACAUAGCCUACAUUACCUUGCACACCUUAUGUUUGUGCAAGUAGGUCUCACUGUAAAAAUUUUAUGAAGGUACUAAACUUGAAAGCAUGUUUUGUAAUGAACAAAAUAAUUCAGUUGGGUUUAUCAUCUAAUCACACACAAAGCGGAAUGGCAUGUCAACAUUCCACAUCGCCAAACAGCAACUUAUCUGGUCGGUUGCUUCCGGGGCUUGCUUUCUGCUGUCGAUGAUGCCAAUGCUAGUGGCUUAGCUUGAGAGAGCUAGAGGCAUGUGUGGAUGAGAGUUUUUACUUAGCAAUAUGUUCCUGACUCUGCCUUAUCUGAGUUUGUAGCACCUUGGUGCAGUUGCGUUUUUUCUGUAGUUGCAGCCAAGUGUACACCGUGUGAUUUCUUGCAGAGUCUGGAUUUCUUGUGGUUUCUUGCGUGCAAUGAACUUUGAACGAGCUUUUGCAAAAGAGCUCAUAGCAUGUGUUUACUUGGUAACCACGUUGCAGUCUACUCAGCUUAUGUACUGUAGUGCUGUUGUAAGCACUUGUCUCUCGUGUUCCUCUCUUGCUGAGUACCUUUCAUUCUACAGGCUAGUCGAGGAUUUAUAUUCGAGUAACAAAUCUUGUUUAUCUCUUUGUAUAUAGUAUCACACUAACUUAUCAGAAGGUAAGACCCCUUUGUCGCACUUAAUUACUAAUUAAGUGGCAGUGAUUUAGUGGGUAUAGGUCUGUCUGCAUUUUGAUGAUGGUACAUAGUUAACGAAUGACACCUGUGCUUGCUUUUCUUGCAAGUACAGCACUGCGUUUUGCUGUGGGAAGGUCGGUUGCUAAGCAUCCUUUCUGAGGAUUGCGCUAGGCUUGUUUACACAGUGUAGAGAUGCCGCAAGGGAUUUUGCAGGAUUUUAUUCAAGAUAUUUGUGCAAGUAUUUUUGCAUUUUUGUAGCAUUUUGUAACUGCGUUUUGCAAGAAAAGGAAUAUGCAAGACAUGCUCACUGAAUUGAUGCUGCCUCUGAUCUUUGAGUCAUUAUUUGUGACGACUGUAAUUACAACCUUGUACCCUUAAUAAAAAUAUAUUGUCAGUGAGUGACUCA
This is a messenger RNA of Rhipicephalus sanguineus (brown dog tick), 6697 nucleotides long. RefSeq names its product metallo-beta-lactamase domain-containing protein 1. The transcript has 6 exons. NCBI's taxonomy places the organism in Eukaryota, Metazoa, Arthropoda, Arachnida, Ixodida, Ixodidae. The record is from RefSeq and is a predicted model, not a curated record. Bases 40 to 897 code for a protein of 285 amino acids.